This is a messenger RNA of Scedosporium apiospermum, 975 nucleotides long. RefSeq lists its product as uncharacterized. The transcript is spliced from 6 exons. The record is from RefSeq and is a predicted model, not a curated record. The coding region runs from base 1 to 975 and encodes 324 amino acids. Gene Ontology annotation, molecular function: transaldolase activity. Gene Ontology annotation, biological process: pentose-phosphate shunt; carbohydrate metabolic process; pentose-phosphate shunt, non-oxidative branch. NCBI's taxonomy places the organism in Eukaryota, Fungi, Ascomycota, Sordariomycetes, Microascales, Microascaceae. Gene Ontology annotation, cellular component: intracellular anatomical structure; cytoplasm.
AUGUCGAGCGCUCUUGAACAACUAAAGGCCACUGGCACCGUUGUCGUCAGUGAUACUGGUGACUUCGCUUCCAUCGGCAAGUACAAGCCCCAGGAUGCCACGACCAACCCCUCUCUCAUCUUGGCCGCUUCCAAGAAGCCCGAGUACGUCGCUCUGAUCGACAAGGCCGUUGCCUACGCCAAGGCCAAGGGCGGUUCUGCCAACGACCAGGUCGAGCUGGCUCUUGACCGUCUUCUCGUUGAGUUCGGUACCGAGAUUCUCAAGAUCAUCCCCGGCAAGGUCUCCACCGAGGUCGAUGCCAGCCUUUCCUUCGAUACCCAGGCUUCCGUUGCCAAGGCCCUCAAGAUCAUCAAGCUUUACGAGGAGGAGGGCAUCUCCAAGGACCGUAUCCUCAUCAAGGUUGCCUCCACCUGGGAGGGCAUCAAGGCCGCCGAGAUCCUCCAGCGCGACCACGGCGUAAACUGCAACCUCACCCUCAUGUUCUCCCUCGUUCAGGCCAUCGCCGCCGCCGAGGCUGGCGCCUUCCUCAUCUCCCCCUUCGUCGGACGUAUCCUCGACUGGUACAAGGCCGCGACCAAGAAGGAGUACACUAAGGAGGAGGAUCCCGGUGUCGCCUCCGUCAAGAGCAUCUACAACUACUACAAGAAGUUCGGCUACAAGACCAUCGUCAUGGGUGCCUCUUUCCGUAACACUGGUGAGAUUACCGAGCUCGCUGGCUGCGACUACCUCACUAUUUCUCCUGCCCUUCUUGAGACGCUCAGCACCUCCCAGGAGGCUGUCCCCAAGAAGCUCGACGCUGCCGCCGCCUCUGCCCUCAACAUCGAGAAGAAGACUUACAUCAACAACGAAGCCGUCUUCCGAUUCGAUUUCAACGAGGAGCAGAUGGCCGUCGAGAAGCUCCGUGAGGGCAUCAGCAAGUUCGCUGCCGACGCCGUCGUCCUCAAGGACAUCAUCAAGGCCAAGGUUGCUGCUUAA